AUGGGUGGGAUCUCCUUGUCUCUAGAGCAGCGGCUCCGGGGGAUCGGCAUCGCCAUGCAAGCGAUUGGCAACCAGGAGGUGCAUCGCAGGUAUUGGACAGUCGACUUCAACACGCACUCGGUGAGCUUAGAUGUCGAGUUUGGCUUGCAUAUGUUCGAAUGGCACCCACCCGGCGUGCCACUGGCCCUCCGGCACUGUCGCCCGGGCACGGUGGAGAUCUUCCUGGUAAAGGGGGCGGCGCCAGGAUGCCGGGCGCAGCCGGCCGAGUCGGGCCAGGGCGGACAUGUCGACGAGGGGGGGCAUAGGUGGCUGCGGCGCAAGCUGGCGCAGGUAGCGGCCCUGGAACGACGGAUGCCGCGCGGGGGGGUCACGCCCAAUGCGGCUCAGCAACGGCAUCUGGCAUUUGGCCCGGAGCUGCGCGCGCGAGCCGCGACCGAGGCGAGGCAGCGCGGGGGUCUCACUCUCAGGGACCUCGAGGUCAUAGCUGGUGAUUGGGAGUGCCCCAACCCGCUUUGUGGCAGACUCAAUCCCGCUCGCGCGGACAGGAAGCCCAGGAUCGGCGACGAGGGCCGGGGUCAGACCGACGCCGCGACCGACGCCAGCAACGACAACCGACUCCAGCACCACGACAGACUACAGCGGCACCGAGGCGAGGGACUGGCGGAGGCGGCGGAGGCGGCUGCGGAGGCGGCGGAGGCGGCGGAAGCGGCGGAGGCGGCGGAGGCGGCGGAGGCGGCGGGGGCGGCGGAGGCGGCUGCGGAGGCGGCUGCGGAGGCGGCGGAGGCGGCGGAGGCGGCUGCGGAGGCGGCGGAGGCGGCGGAAGCGGCGGAGGCGGCGGAGGCGGCGGAGGCGGCGGAGGCGGCGGAGGCGGCUGCGGAGGCGGCGGAGGCGGCGGAGACAGCGGAGGCAAUCCCG
Messenger RNA from Prorocentrum cordatum, 915 nucleotides. The record is from the annotation of a GenBank genome assembly. Lineage: Eukaryota; Dinophyceae; Prorocentrales; Prorocentraceae.